Messenger RNA from Folsomia candida, 624 nucleotides. RefSeq lists its product as uncharacterized. The record is from RefSeq and is a predicted model, not a curated record. The transcript is spliced from 2 exons. The coding region runs from base 145 to 561 and encodes 138 amino acids. Lineage: Eukaryota; Metazoa; Arthropoda; Collembola; Entomobryomorpha; Isotomidae.
UUGUCACUUCAUUCCAUCACUUUACGUUUAGCUGACGAGGGAACCUCUUAUAGUGCCCGGAGCUCCCAGCAUAACCACUAUGUGCAUUCGACGUCUUCCAAUUUUACAAAAGUAUACUUAAACCAAAUUUUCUCUAAAAUUAGCAUGGCUUCUCAACGCACAGCUAAACUUCUCGUCCUUCUCUGUCUCAUCUGUCGCGGUGGCGUAGUCAAUGCUGGUGGGUGUGCCUCAACUCCGUCCGUUUUGGCCAAAUCGGCCGCGGCUGGGGGUGUGGCGGGGUUUUCUACGGCCGCGCUGGGUGCCAAGGUGAUGGCGGUGGGGGCGUCCACCGCCGGAAAAGGGUUGGCAAUGAAGGCUGUAAUGUGGAUGGGGGGCAGCGCGAUGGCGUCCGGAGUGGGCGCCAGCAUCGCAGCGGCCGCCGGACCCGUGGGGGCCGUUGUGGGGCUGGGAUAUUUUGCUUGGUCGUAUUAUGCGUGUGAAAAUUUGCAAAAUUCUGUCGGCCCAGGAGUCAAUAAUCACGUCCAGUGUGGCCCUUGUACGAAUAAUUGUCACUGUAAAUAAUAAUUAUAUAUGUAAUGCAAUAAAAUAAAAUAUUACCCGAAUCAAACUAGUUUGUCUACUUUA